AUUUGCUCCUGGGUUGUAUCAAUACCUACCGGUUUUACUGCUCCAUCACGAGCCACUGGGAACGGGUUGCCCGGGAAACGGCCGCAUGGCAACAGGAUCAGAGCCUGGGGGUUGUCUGCUUCUAGGUCUGCUCCCAUUUUACAUCGCAUUUCCUCACUAGAUGGUGUGCGAGCCACUGGAGAGUACACUUCCCCGCACACUCAGCUCUACACCCAGAAGAAAAAAAAAUAACAGUGAUAAAAAAAAACAAAGCGGGGAAACUAUAACGGAAGAUUUCUUCAAAGACUGCGAGGAGGAAAAGUGUGGAAAUAAAGCGUCGCUCGCGUCAAGGUUUUUCCUCUUCUUUUUUAAGCCAACCGUGUGCAUUUUUUUUUUUAUUUGAAGAAGACUUGGGAAAGCGACAACAACACACAGCUGUGAUGGACAUAAUGAUUGCGGUGCAGGAUGCUUGUGUCUCCGGUCAGUGGCUUACUGCGAUCAUUCUCAGCCUGUGCUGCUUUCUGCCGUCCUGUUUGCCCGCUGGACAAACUGUGGACUAUUCAUCGGUCGAAAGUGUGGUCAGCAGACAAGGCGACACGGCUCUGCUGAGGUGCUACCUCUUGGAUGGCAUCUCUAAAGGAGCCUGGCUGAACCGCUCAAGCAUCAUAUUCGCAGGGAACGACAAGUGGUCUGUGGACCCACGCGUGUCCAUAGUGUCCAGUGUUGGAGACAAGCAUGAGUACAGCCUGCAGAUACAGAAAGUGGAUGUAACUGACGACGGCCAGUACACAUGCUCAAUUCAGAGUGAGCGCAAUCCACGGCCAAAGCUCCUGAACCUUAUUGUAAAAGUUCCUCCCAAGAUAUAUGACAUUUCCUCUGACAUCACAGUAAACGAGGGCAGCAAUGUGUCGCUCAUCUGUACAGCCAGUGGGAAACCCGAGCCAACCAUUUCCUGGAGACACAUAACCCCAUUAGCCAGGAAGUAUGACAGUGGCGAAUAUCUUAACAUCACCGGCAUCACAAGGGACCAGGCUGGAGACUACGAAUGCAGUGCUUUAAAUGACAUUGCCUCUCCUGACACCAAAACAGUAAAAGUCACAGUCAACUUUGCCCCAUCUAUCCAUGAGAUGAAAAGCCAUGGAGUCGGUCUGGGACGCACAGCUCUGCUGCGGUGUGAGGCUGCUGCGGUGCCUUCUCCAAUAUUUGAAUGGUACAAGGGUGAGAAAAGGAUUACAAAGGGCCAGGGUAUUGACAUCAAGAGCCUCAGCUCCAGAUCAGUCCUCACAGUGACCAACAUGACAGAGGAUCGUUACGGGAACUACACAUGUGUCGCCGCCAACAAGCUAGGGACGGCUAAUGCCAGUGUGCCUCUCAUUCCAAUUAUUGAACCCACCACCACUAGUGCUGUCUCAAGCCCAGCGCCCAACACUGCACCCUAUGGGAGCACAGGAAGCGCGCACAUCCCGCUGGCCUGCCGAUACCUGAUCCUGACUCUUUCCUCCUUCAUCAGCGUGUACUAGCAGAGGCCAGCCCAGACACAAUGACUGUCGAGAGCAUUUAUGAAUCCUUUUUGACAUUGCUGAUGGCUGGAAUCCAAUCUGGUACAGUUUGUUGAAAAGCCGUGGUGGGGAAAUAAUCAGCGUUACUUUGUGUGGGGAAAUAGUUUUUUUUUUUUUUUUUUCCUUUGCUUUUUGGUGAAAUUUCUGUCAUGUAAAUACUAUGAUGUUUUUUAUUAUUAUUAUUUCCUCUUAUAUUUUCUUUUCUGAUUGAUUGACCACCUUGUGAAUAAGUGCCCCCCCCCCCCCCACACCACUACUAACCAUAUCAACAGCUCCUAAAUGAGUUACUUUCAUGUCUCCUUUUACUACAAGAGGCGACGGCGCAAAAUUGCCAUUUUCCAUUUCUGUUUUUGUACGUGGCUAAAUAGAAGCAACUGUGCCAAGUCUCCCAGUACACAGAAUUAUCUUACCAAUGUUGUAUUGAAUGUAUUAUGGGCUGUUGAAGAAAGGAAAGACAAUUAGAUUUGUAUCAAUACAAAUUCUGAUUAUGGAGUGUGAUUAGAAAAAUACUAGAUAAAAAUACAGAAAAAAAAAAUAAAGAAAAAAGGUAGGGCUGUUUCAGGACCCGUAUUGUCAUGAUUUCUUUAUAGAUGGAUGAACCGUGUUGAAGGUGUACUUCGUUGUUCGUUCGUUCUGAAAUGGGUCCUUCAGUUACUACGCCUGCCUAACAGCUUUGAUCAGGCAGCAGUCAAAGUAGCAAAAUAUACUGUAUUGUGUCUUUAUAUUUUAUUAUAGUGUAGGCUUUUGUUUUCCAGUGGGACCAGCUUUUCUCAUUCGACCAAGAACAUUAACACAAAUCAUGACUUUGUACAGUAUGAAGGGAGGAACAUCGCUGCCCUAUGUUUACAUUCUUUUUGAAAAUAUAACUAAUACAGUAUAUUCCACAUUUAUGAAUGUCACAGCAGAUGACAAAGCAGAGCCCAAGUUUAGCUUAAAGCGUGAAAUUCUUAAAACAUGCCACAUCAAGGGGAGCAUUUUGUUUCUGAAUUGGCUGUGCACCUGCUAGUCAAACUUGAUGGAAACACUGUAGAUUGAUAAAAGUUUUCAGCCUCAGCUUUUGGUGUGAUAGUUGGAUAAUGGUAUUUUAUUCCUUACCUUCUCCCUACAGAAAUCUAUAUUUAAAUAUAUUACAAUCUAUUUUACAGUAAAUAUAUCUACUUCAGUGUUUACUUCAAUAAAGAAACUUGGAGUCAAAGCCUUUCAUUUACACAUUUGGUCAAAGAGGUCGUAUUAUGCUUUUUGAUUUUUCCCCCCUUAUUCCUCGUUAAAGGUUUGCAAAGACUAGAGUCCAUGCCAAAGGGAGUUUCUUUCUCCCACAGAAGACUUCUGCUUUCUCCUGCUCCUAAACUACCUGUUUUGUAGUCCAGCCUUUUCUUCCAUUACUUAACAUACGUCCUCAAAUAGUGACCAGGGCCUUUAUGCCCCUAUGCAGCAGGGUGUCCUUUAUUGACAAUAGGUUAUUAGAAGAAAGACAUGUCCAAUUCUAAUUCCGUUCUGUAUAAAAAGUACAUUUUCAUACAAAGUCUCAUUGAUCCACUCCACACACACAUCCAGUGACUGCCAAAACAAUAGCUUUCAUCUGUUUAAGUGGGCUGAAACAACAUUUUAAGCAGUGAUGUUUUUUGUGAAAUACCCACAUGUAACCACUGUAACUGAAACAGGAUCAUUACACUUUAAAGUGGUUGUAAUGUACAUGUACAUGUACGGAGCAUGUUUGAGCACUGACACGUUACCAAGAAAUCAGAGGGUUUAUUUGCCCUCCUGUUCUGUUUGUUUCAGAGCGUUCAAGACAGGGGAGUAAAAAAUGUGCUGCCCCAAUGAACUUCAUGAAAGAAAUAAUGUGUUUUGUUGAGCACUCAAGACUCUAAACAGUACAAUAUAAACCUACAGCAGGCCGUCCCAAAAAUGUACGCUCUCAGAAAUGAGCAUAAUAUGGCCUCUUUAAGUAAAUAAUGAAUUAACCUGCUUUGACUUCAGAGUCUUUCUUAUGAGCAACAGGACACAAAAUGCAGCUACAAACAUGACAGAAGGUGCUAACAGCUCCGCAAAGACGAUCAAAUUAUACAAAACAAAUGAUCAAUGUCCCUGAGUUAAGGAAAAAAUUCAAUCACAAGGGUGUUUAAUAGAAUGAACUGUGACUUUUUGUUAAUGGAAAGGAAUCAUAUCAAGGCUCCAAAUCAGUAUUAUUGUAAGGGUUUACUGUGUGACGAGACUGUCAGCAUGGCAUAUUCAUCCUCAAGUAUCUUUAAUUCAUGCUGGAAACAGAGAUACUGUACUGCAAUGCCUUAAUAGUACCAUAGACAUUAAAUUACCCUCCUUUACAAGGACACUUCCAGAUGCUCUCAAUAAGGUCCAACUCAUCUGUCUCUGACUCUACUUAAUGUUCAUAAACCAUUAGCUGACGUAUCUCUCGGAUAAGGCAUUAUAUUCAAUAAAAUCAAGCUGAUGUUUCUCGCAGGUAUCCUCCAAUAAGUCUGAUACUUACUAAUGCAGUAUUUGUGGUACAGGUUAAAAUGUUAGGGAGUCACGUUUGGAUUGGGACUAUAUUUUUGCCCCACGAUCAAGGACUAACAGUUCACACACGGUUUUCACGGUGUGUGAACUCGUAACUGCAAAUCUGUAGAAAAAAUAGCCAUUGCGGUUAAAAGAAUUAAAGCACAAACACUUAUUUUUUUUUUUUUUAUGUUUUGUGGUGAUUUCAGUUCUGCUAUUUUUGUUUUUUCUUUUAUUGUUUGUACUGAAAUUGUUACCAGCUUGUUUUACAAAUUGAAAAAUACUGCACCAUGGUUUAAAUGUUACGGUAUAAUGAAAAUGGGUCAGAACUAUAUUUAUUCUCUUCCUUUAUGAAAACAAUGUAUAAAAAAUACAUUUGAAACAUGUAAAACUGAAUAUGUGACAUUUAUUUGAAUGGGGCACAGUGUGGCAUAGUUUAUAAUGUUGUCUGGUUCAUUUAGAUGCCAUAACUGUUGUUGAUUUAAGUACAUUAAAAAGAACAAUGUUUGCAAUCAAAUUACCUACUUUUUGAAACAGAGAGGGUGUGAACCAAUAUAACAGUAUUAUAGAAAAGAAUCAAUGUGUGUAUAUUUGGAGAAAAUAGGAUUACCUUUUGAUCUUUAGAGCCAGUGUGUAGUCAUAGUUUUCACACACUUGCGUGUUUGAAGAUGUGCAGAGAGUAUGGUUGUGCUGCAUGUCAAAGUUAACCUGUGUUUUUGAGGUGGCCAUUUUACAGAUAUUCAUACUUUUUAUGAAUGGAACCGGUUUUGCAAAUGUUUGGUUCAUUAACCUGGUCUAAAAAUACAUACCUCCUACGGAUCACCAGGCUACGUUUGUUUGGGAUUUAUUUCGAUUAACUUUGCUGAUAAACUAAAACAACUGCUAUUUUGAGUCAUGAUGAUUAUUGUGGCACAUUGGUGACAGUUUGGAGUUAUGUUGGUUGCUUGUCUAAGCAGUUAAGACCAUGCUAGUAUUCCAUAUGAAAUGUACUGGAUGUUGAUUAUUUCUAAUCAUGGUGUUAACGAGUCCCUUUUAUCAAAUCAGUAUUAUUUGCAAUAAAAGUCUCCAUGUUACAAUAUAAACCCACAUCUGAGUUAAUGAAAGGGAUUUUUCAUUACUGCCGCAAGAGGGUUUGAGCCGGAGUUUACAUCAUCCUCAAAACAUAAAAUACUAAAUACUAAAUACUAAAUCAAAGACAUUAAGACAUUAGCUAACAUCACAUUAUGUAACGUUAGUCACAGGAACGCUAGCUAACAAGUAUUACAGUUGCUAAUGCCAAUAACAAUGUUAGCCAACUUAACAUUAAAAAGAGCAAAAGCCAACUAUUGCUGCCUUCAAAUGAAGUUGUGUUUUCUGUUUUCACGGGAGCAGCUGUGCUCUCACUACGUUCUUUACAUGACUUCGCAAUGAUGACCACACCACACCAUUUGAAGGCAGUAAUUGCACAUGAUUACAGUUCUUGGCUCUAAAAUAAUGCAUCAAGCAUAAUUGAAUGUUGUAUGUAAGGUUUCACAGACUGACAGUUUGGUGUAAUGCCCCCUUGAAAAUAAUGGCCGGGUCCAUUUAUCCGCAUUGAUGUUAAGUCCGGCUCACGUUCAACUUGAGGAACAUAUUAGUAUGUUUGUACAGAGCAGCCUGAGUUUUUGAGUAGUCCUAAUUGUGCAGUAUCAUGCAUAUUUGAUCCCUUCUCCUCUGGCCUCCAACGCUCCAUAAAUCCUCCGGAGUCCAGAUGGCCAGAUGCCACAGCACAUAGGAUUAACCACCGUUUGCACUGCAACCUCAUCAAUGACUUGAGUGUGUGGCUCUGUAUAUGUGGAGAUAUUUACAAACAUAAGUCACUUCUCAUUCCCAUCCCAUAGUGUAUCUGGGCUAGAUUACAUCUGGUUCUUUUUCCCCAGUAGCUCAGAGAGCUUUCGAGUAUCCUGUGACCUGAAUAGACUCUUGACUAAAACAUCCAUGGUACGACCUACCUCGUAAAAGUUCAGAGGAAAAAGUCAUGUUGAUGAACAAGCUGAAAGGAGGCCACGCCACCCACCUGAAAAAGAUCACUGCCUAACCUCGCGCUGCAGGCUGACAGCGGAAGUAAAAAGAAAGAAAGAAAAAAAAAACAAUCUCAACUUUUAAAUUUGGUAUAAGAGGAUUUUAAAUAUUCAUGCAAGUGCAUAUGCAUAUUAUUACGGCCUCACAAUCCCCACCCUGAAUUUUUAAAUUUCUCAUUUCAAAGCACCCUUUCCCUGUCAGCCUGAUGUGUCACAAUGGUGCUCUUGAGUUUGAGUAUGUUCAUGACAAGCUUGAGUUUGUUGCGUUAAGAGACCACAGCUAUUUAAAGUGAGAGGGACAACUGCUUUAGUAAAUGUGCCUUUAAUGUAUUUUAUCAAUCAGACUGAUACCAUGUCCCAACCAUCAUAUAGAGCAUAAUUGCCAAAGCCAAGAGAAAGCUGUUGUUAGGUGUAACAAAAAUAUAAAUGACAGCUCUUUACAUUGGCUAUUUAUAACAUCAACUAAACCUUUUUUUCUCAAUACAGAAGCAAACAGGUUCCAUUUGUAGUCUUUUAAGGAGGUUCUUUAAAAAAAAAAGUAUGAUAAGGCUUAACAUGUGAUACCUCCCAGUGAGAAGGUCCGGGUUUGAAUCUGGCUCGGGCCUUUCUGAGUGGAGCAUGUCAUGUGGGUUUUCUCCCAACUUACUAGGUUAAUUGGUGAUUCUAAAUUGACCCUAGGUGUGAGCAUGAAUGGUUGUCUGUAUGUCUGUGACCCCAGUGAGGAUAAGUGGUAGUAGAAGAUGUAAUAACUGUUAGAAAUAACAGAGCGAAAUGUCAUCAAAAUAAUUAAGAUCAAGGAAUCAUUUCAGUGUAGUAUUGCGUGUUUAUCUUCAGGGGAUUGAGAAGCAGGGUUCAAAUCAUCUGGAUACUACCAGAUCAUCUAUUCUGCUAUUGAUAUGCUGUAACUGACACUGUCUAGUAUUCUUGCACCUGUAAUAAAACACAGCUUAAAGAUGGAAAGGCAGCAGGAAUGACUUUUUGCAGCCGAUGUGGGUCUGGAUGUCAGUGGAAGAAACAUCAUGACACACUCACUGUGACUCUCUGUGACUGCAGAAGAGAUAAGCUGUACGAGCAGGGAGGUGAGGCAACAUAUUGCAAGUGGUAUUUACAGCCUUGAAGGACAAUAUGACAGUGAGAAUGAGCUACUUUGUGUUGAUAGAAAUCUUUCACAUAUGUUUUCAGACAAAUAUUCAUUAUGAUUUCACCAUAAGUUAUGAGAUGCUUUUAGCUCCUCUCCUGUAAGUUAAUCUAUAUAAAACAGAAUUUUACUGCAGAAUCGUUACAGCUACACAUGCUAUAGGUUGUGCACAUUAUUAGCAUGAUGUCAAAGUAUUGUUUGGCUCUCUGCUAAAAGCAUCGACAUGAACAAAGGGGAGGCUGGAGGAGCUGGAUUCUUCCUGACCUUGCAGUUAAUGAAACCCCUUCCCAUGCCUUUGUCCGUUUAAACUGGGGGAUUGUGUCAUGCUACACGCUGGGGCUGCUGCUGCCUGGCUCCUGCAGUCACCAUCCCUCUUCCCUGAGCAGCAUACUGAGUUGUCAGUAUCAAAAAAAACUCUGUUUCUUGAGUGCAUUCAGUUUGGUAGAUAUGUUUGUUGCACAGCAGGCAAAGGCUAUCCCCUACUGUCAAACCCAAGCAGAAAGGGAGAGGGGAAAAAUUGUGAAUUUCUUUCUCUGAGUAGUCUCCGAGUAGAUUUGAUUCAAUUCUAAACAGAAAAAAGAAAAAAAAAAUUGUUUUUUGAAAUAGGCCUCUUUCGCUUCUCGCCAACAUUUCAGUGUUCCCAACAACAUGCGCGAAAAUGAGUAAUAUCUGGCUGGUAAGACUCUUCAAUUUCUUCGAAAUCCCUGCAAAAAAUGUGGCAGCUGCCAGCGUGGGGGGGGGGGGGGGGGGGGACAUGCUAUUUUACAAAAGAGGUUGCACCAAGUAUUUGUCAACCUGUCCCUCAUUAUUUCCAGUGAACUGGAAAAUAAGUUGCCAGCCAAUGAUGCAGCGCCUGAGAUAAUGCCUAGGUUUUAAAGCAAGCUAUCUGAACCAGAUCUCUCCAUGAUGCCGAUGACUGAAUCAUGCACUGCAAAGUGUUUUUCCAUGAAGCUCCCAGGCAAUUGUCAAGUUUCCAGGAAGGAGUGAAAGGACUGACAUAAAGAAAAUGCCAUUUUUUGACUGACAGUAAAUGUAAUCCCAUUUCACUUGUUUCCAUGCCUCAAAAAGUAGAUUAGUUUUAUUUACUGAAUGACACAGCUAAUUAGUUGUUGUCAUCGUCAGUGUGUCACAUGUAAAUUAUUUUAUUUUAUAUAACACUAGGAGGUUGGCAGAACCAUAUUAAAGUUUUCUCUAUGUGCUUUUAAUUCUCUAUUUUUUUUUCUUUUUUAUGGUCUUUGAUUUAUCUAAAAUGCUGAAAAAGUGUGGAAUGGAAAUGUCUCUUCAAAUGUGUAUUAAGAUCCUUUAGCCACCAGAGGUAAAGUUGUACAUUUGUAGGCUCUAGAUCACUGGAAUGAUAUAUAUGGCAUAAAUAUAUCUAUAUAUAUUCAAUAUUUGUCCAGAAAUAAAAUUCAUGUACUUUAAUUACUUUAAAGCUUACAUUGUGUAUAGCACGUAUGCAAGUCCAUUUUCAUCAUGUUGUAAUUUUGUAGCAGUGGUUUGAUACUAAUAAAUGGCAGUUGAUGAUGGAA
Molecule: messenger RNA, 8737 nt
Organism: Mugil cephalus (flathead mullet)
Lineage: Eukaryota; Metazoa; Chordata; Actinopteri; Mugiliformes; Mugilidae
Gene: negr1
Product: neuronal growth regulator 1
Exons: 8
Coding region: 420-1499 (359 amino acids)
Cellular component (GO): neuron projection
Source: RefSeq, a predicted model, not a curated record